UAUAACAUCUCUGACCUGCAUUUUGACCCCCCCUACCAUGUGACUGAUGAAUACACCAAAGUGUUCUCCUCUAAGGGUGUCCCAGCCUCAAACCCUGGUCUUUUUGGAAACUUCAUGUGUGACUCUCCAGCUCAUCCUGUCAGCUUCCAGCACAUGAAACAAGUUGCUCCACAGCCAGAGUUUAUGAUCUGGACAAGAGACAGCCAUCCACAUGUCCCAUCAGGGGAGCUGUCCACAGACGUGGUGAUCCAAGUCAUCAGCAACAUGACUCAAACCAUCAGGGAGUUCCUCCUAGACAUGCCGGUGUACCCCGCCCUCAGGAACCACGACAACUGGCCCCAGGUUGUCAUUUCUCAUGUUCCAGUGGGUUACUUGCCCUAUGCCAGGAACACCAAGGCCGUCAGAGAACUCUACAGUGAGAGACUUGUGAAGAUAAUUCGCAACUACAGGGAGAUCAUCUCAGGGCAUUUCUAUGGCCACACUCACAGAGACAGCAUAAUGUUCUUGCAGGAUCAGCAAGUGUUAUCCUGA
Messenger RNA from Oncorhynchus tshawytscha (Chinook salmon), 531 nucleotides. RefSeq names its product sphingomyelin phosphodiesterase acid like 3A (gene smpdl3a). Lineage: Eukaryota; Metazoa; Chordata; Actinopteri; Salmoniformes; Salmonidae. The record is from RefSeq and is a predicted model, not a curated record.